UCAGAUACAAAGCAAAAGCAGGCGAGCGAUUCAGAUACAAAGCAAACGCAAGCGAGAACGGUUCGUAGCGGACGACACAUUGAGAGUACGGAACAAAGAAAGGAAACGAAUAAAACGCCCCGCGAGAGAGACCAACGCGAAGCAGAGAGAGCGGAGAAAAAAGAAACCGAAGGAAGCAGAAAGAAACAGCCGUCCAGUGAGAGGCCAGAGCGAGCGAGAUAGCUGCAGUGGCGGAACAGCAGCAGGCAGUUAGUUGGCUGUCUACCUGAGUUCGUGUGCGCGCGAGUGUGUGUGAGUGAGUAAAUAGUCGGCAGAGUCGCGGCAGAGGUUGCUGUACAUAGCAGCGAGCGGCAGAAACAGAAACAGAAACAGCGUGGUCGCAGCUCGCAGUUGAAACGGACGUACGGUGCUCCACAAUAUCGCUACCAAAGUGCGCUCUAAAAUAUUUACAGUAACCAAGUGCACAAGUGUAAACGGCCUAAGUUUUCUAUAAAGCAAAAAUAAUUUAAAAUUAUAAAAAAAAAUUAAAAAAAUAUUAAUUAUCAAAUGCAACGGCAACUAUCGGUUGCAUGCUCGAAAUUUCCUUUGUGUCUCGUUCUUGUGUGACAAAUGCCGCAGCAACAGCGGCAGCAGCACUCACUCGGCCUUAUAUACCCGUCCAUAUAAACGGUUCGGUUCACUCUUGUUCGUGUGCGUGUGUGUUUGUGUGCGCGCAGAAAACAUAGAGCAAAGCGGAAUACACAAUAAAGGUGCUUACGAAAGCAGGGCGCCGAUGAGCGCAAAGUGUGAGUGUGUGUGUUCGUGUUUGUUUGUGGAGUAAAGAAAGAAGAGAAGUAAAAGAAAUGAAGCGCUGUGUUAAAGCUGAGCGUUAGCAUACACUGUGGAUUACAAACAAAUACCCUGCAAUUGGAUACAGUUCCCGUACCCCCCGCCUCACGAUGCCAAUUAAGUGGCUGGAUUAGCAGCAUACAACCAACCAAAAGAUUGACGCUUGUGCAACACACACGAGCGAAUACGAGGCAACGAGUAUUAUGAUUACGAUGACGCCAGAGUCGAAAGCGGCAACAACAACUGCAACUGCAACUACAACAAUGGCACACACACAAAAGCCAGCUCCAGCGCCAGCGCCAGCGGCGGCGCAAGCGGCAGCGGCAGCGGCGAAAGCAGCAGCCAAAAGCAGCGCUGUCAGCAAUAGCAGCAAAAAGCUGGCUUUGUCUCUGAAAGCGCCAACAACAACGACAACUGCAGCAACAGCCACAGCCACUGCCACUGCAACAAAUGUGACGUCGACAAGUGCUGAUAAAAUGCAAAUGCAAAUGAAGCAACGCCAGCAGAAGCAGCAGCAGCAGAAGCAACACCAACAGCAGCAGCAGCAGCAGCAGCAGCAGCAGCAGCAGCAACAACAGCAACAGCAGCAGCAACAGCAGCAGCAAGUUUUUGCUGUCAGCAGCAUUAAAGUAAAAAGUGAAAACACAUUAGCAGCAGUAACAGCAACAGCAACAGUUGCAACACCAACAACAACAACAACCAAUGCAACACCAGCAGCAACGCCAGCAGCAACGCCAGCAGCAACAGCAGCAGAAACAGUAGCAGCAGCAAAAAGCAUGUUAGAAAAGAACAUCAAGAAGGAAUCAACGCCACCAGCAACUACUCCUAAUGUCGUCGAAUCAGUCGAGGCCGCCUCCUCCUCCGCCUCAUGCUGCUCAUCGUCGGCCUGGUCGACGACAACGGCCACAUCAGAGGAUGCCAGCAGCAAUGGUGGCGCCUCCGCUGACGAGGAGGCAGCAGAUACUUCCGAUUUGGCAGCACCCGGGAACACCGAACUGGUAACAGCAACAACGCCACGACCAGUCCUGCUGACUGCCGUUAAUCCGCACAUCAUCUGUCACCUGUGCCAGGGCUACCUGAUCAAUGCCACGACAAUUGUCGAGUGUCUGCACUCCUUCUGCCACAGUUGCCUCAUUAAUCACCUGCGCAAGGAUCGCUUCUGUCCACGGUGCGAGAUGGUCAUCAACAACGCCAAGCCGAAUAUCAAAUCGGACACCACGCUCCAGGCGAUCGUCUACAAGCUCGUGCCGGGCCUCUACGAGCGGGAGCUGAUGCGGAAGCGGGCCUUCUACAAGGAUCGGCCGCAGGAGGCAGCCCUGGCCACGCCCGAGCAGCGGGGCGAUGAUACGGAGCACUUGAUAUUCGGCCCCACGGAUAACAUGUCCUUGUCCCUGGAAUACGCAGAGUUGGGUGAACUUAGCACCGAAUCAGAAGUGGAGUUCCUGCGUCCGAGGUACCUCCAGUGCCCGGCCAUGUGUCGGGUGAGCCACCUCAAGAAGUUCGUCUACGACAAGUUCGACAUCGACAUGCAGCGCUUCAGCAUCGACAUUAUGUACAAGGUGAAGACGAUCGUCCUGCUGGACUACUACACGCUCAUGGACAUUGCGUACAUCUACACGUGGAAGCGGGACGCGCCCAUGCGCUUCUACUUCAGGGUGUACGAGUCGCCGCAGCGACAUGUGAAGCCCCCGCCACGUCGCAUGCUCCCAGCUCCCCUGAAGGUGGUGAAGCAGGAGCCGACGCCGGCGCCAGAAGCGCCCAAGGUGGAGCAAACCUCGCCCACAGCAGCACCGGUAUCGCCGCCUGCCAGCAUAAAGCAGGAGCUGCAGGAGGAGAUCCGUGUGCCCAGUGAGCAGCCCCUCAAGCUGAUCAUCAACCGGAAUAUGCUGGAGAAGCGGGAGAAGAGCCACUCGCCGCAGUCCUCCAAGUCGAGCGCCAAGAGCAAUCAUCACACGCCCACCACUCCAUCCUCCUCUUCCUCCUCCUCCUCAUCCUGUCCAUCGCCCAGCGGGGAGCUCAAUAUCAAGCUGAAGAUCGAUCUGUCCAAGCACAACAGCGUGACCAUCAUCAACAUGUCCGACCCGGAGCGCAAGGAGAUCGUGAAGCCGCUGAAACCGGAGAAGGAGUCGCGCUCCAAGAACCGCAGCAAGGACAAGGACGGCAGCCCCAAGUCCUCGAGCAGCAGCAGCGAACGAAAGCGUAAGAGCCCCAGCCCGCUGACGGUGCCUCCGCUGACCAUACGCACCGAGCGCAUCCUCAGUCCCAGCGGUGUCAGCACCCUCAGUCCACGCUGCGUGGCCAGCAGCUCCUGCCACGAGGAUCCCAAGUCGGAGUUCCUCAAGUCCUUCGCCCUGACGCCCAUCAAGGUCAAGGUGGAGUCCCCGGAGAGGUCUCCCAGCGGCCACAGAGCGCCUACCCCUCCGAAAACGACUGCUUCUGGCUCUGGGUGCGCGUCCCACUCGCAUCACAGCGGCAGGUCCAAGGGCACCCUGGAGGACAGGGAGCUGAUGAGGCCGCCCGCCGGAAUGGCACCCAAGUCGAUUGCCUCUUCGAAGCGCAAGAGCAAGGAGCCCGUCAAGGCCGUCUCCAAGAAGCCGAAGCUCUCGCCGCCCCUGCCACGCGAGGACUUCAAGAUUCGUCUGCCCGCCACCAAUUCGCAUUCGCAUCCGCCGCCAGCUCCGACCACGCCGCCACCGUUUGUCGGCAGCUUGGAGAAGCUCAUGCCGCCACCGCCAAAGCCCCCGAUGCUGGCGUCACGCAAGCCCCAGCUCGCGGCACAAUUCGCCCCGCCUUCGCCCCACCACCCGGGCAUGCAGAUGGCGGCUCCGGGCAACCGCACGCCCAUCGCCAAGCGCUACCACCCCAUCCUGCCCAAGGCGGCGCGACCCAAUCCGUUCGCCAACAUUCCCAACGAUGUCAACCGUCUGCUGAAAGACGCCGGCACCGAGAUCAAGUCGAUUGGAGGCAGCACAAGCGCCUCCUCGGCCAAGUCGCAUGUGUACGGGCCCAAGGCUGACUCCAAGAUGGGACCACCGCCGCCACCGGCAGGCGCUGCAGCUACCCACGCAGCACGCCACACCAGCGGAGGCCAGGGCAAGACGGGAGGCAACAAUCAACCGCAACCCCAUCCGGCACCCAGCUCCAAUGGCAGCCAGAACAAGGCGGCCAACAACUACCUCAAUUUGGCCCUGUUCAAUGCCAGCAAGUCCAAGGGCCGGGAGGCCCCGCCCGGAUGCCGCACGCCCAUGUACACGCCCAACUCGCCCAUUUACUCACCCAGCUCGCCGCAGUACGUGCCCAACUACAACAUCCCCACGAUGCCCACCUACAAGUACACGCCCAAGCCAAGUCAGGCCACCGCCGGAGGCUACCUGCAGAGCAUGCUUGGUGGCGGUGGCGGUGCCAGCGGCAGCGGCGGGGGAUCGCUGUUCCCAUCACCGCCCACGAAGGCCGACCAGAACACCAAUCCGGCGGGAGCAGCUCCGUCCUCCGGCCAUGCCUUCCAGCGUGGGGCCAGUCCCAGCCACGAGGACGCGCCCGAGAAGCAACAGGUGAAGGUCAAGUCGCUGCUCAACUCGUGCAACAUCAACAUCCCCUCCUCGCUGUCGAUCACAAUCUCCAGGGACAACGGCGACUCCUCGUCGGCCAGCAACGGAUCGCAUCCGAAGCACAAGAGUCCCGUCAACAACUACAUCGAGAUCGUAAAACUGCCCGACCAGCCGCAGGACCAGGGACAGAAGUCCGCAGCCAGCGUCACGGAGGCCCAGAAACGUCAGUCGCCGCCAGCACCAGCACCCGGACGCACUCCACCCCCACAGCUACCGGCAGUCGCAGCACCUGCUCCAGCCGCCGCCGCCAUGCGGCUGACGCAGCCUCCGCCCUCCAAGGCCAUUCCCUCCCCGCAGCACCUGAUGUCGCGUAUGACGCCGCCACAGUUGCCGCAAACAGCCCCGCCACCCUCGUCGCCGUCCACCGCUCCCCGAGGGAUCACACCCCCCAAGAUAUCGCCCCCCGCCAGCGGCAAGGGCACGCCCCUGAAGACCGUGCUGACGCCCUCGCAGGCGGAUAGCAAGAAGACGCCCAGUCCGGAGAAGCGCAGUGCCGCCCAGAUGGGAAGCCACUCGCCAACCGCCAGCGAGAACAAGUCACCAAAGUUGGCAGGACAGUCGGCACCAGGAUCAGCCACUCCCAACGGAGAUCCGGCGGCCAAGAAGUUCCGACCCAUUCUGCCCCGCCAGAACGCCCAGAUCCCAGACAUGGCCGCCAAGCUGCCCAGCCUGGCGCCCGCCUUCAACUUCAGCCAGCCCCAAAGCCAGGUCCAGACCGGCGCCAAGAAGGUGCCUACCAGCAAGAAGUCCCCCAACGGAGGAGCAGCAGUCUUUCUGCCGCCCCCCCCGAAGAUUCCCAACGGCAGUCACCCGGCGCAGAAGCCGAGUCCUCCGCUGAAGAGCCAACAGACGGGUGGCAAGAAGGCAAACAAGAAUCCCACACCGCCCCCGUCCUCCUCCGCCGCUUUGGGGGGUGGAGUCCAAGGGAAUAUGGGAAAACUUAUGCCUCAUCCCGGUUUGCCGGGAUUAAACGCCCCGCUGAGCAUCGCCUCCAGUGCCGCGGCCGCUGCCGGUCAAAUGGAUCUGAACAACUUCAUCAAGGAGAACCUGAUCAGGGCUCAGGUGGCCCAGGCAGCACAGGCCGCCCAGGCUGCCCAAGCGGCCGCCAAUCAGUCGAAUAUACUGUACAACUUUGCCCAGAUCGGGCACAUGUCCCCGGCGAUGUACAACUACCAGCAGGCGGUUUUCAUGGAACAACUCACGCGGAUGCAGCGGGCGGGCAACGAGGCGUUCAACGACUACCUUCAGAAGCUGAAGAAUGCGGCCAAUGGCCAGGCAGGCGAUGGGGACCACAAGCCGAUCAUGCCCAUGCUGCCCACCGUCAACCUGCCCAGCCCCUCCUCGGCUGCAUCGGCAGCCAGCCCCAAGACCUCAGCCCUGCCCAACGGAAAGCUGACUGCAGCGGCUACAGCCCCUUCCAGCCACACGCCAUCAUCGCUAGCCAAGGCCGGCAGUGGGGCUAGUCCACGUCAGCAGACGACGGCCACCCCCGCCGCACCCCUCGCGGCUGCCACCAAGAGCAAGUGAACAGCAGCCGCCACCCGUCCAUGCCACUCGUUUCCGUUGAGGCGGAAGCUGAAGGGAGUCCGAGUCUGCAUCCGGAGCGAGGUGUGAGAUGGCCAUCAUUAAAGGAGAGGCAACAUCAGAAGCACCAGCAGUAGCAGCAGUGGCUCCUGGAUAGCUGUAAUUAAUAUUUAAAGACUUUGUUUUUAGUUGUACGCCACCCCGUUCUCCAGUCAGAACCAGUACCAGAACCAGAACCAAUUCCCCGCCCUAAUUAUUGUUAGAAGCAACCACCAUGCCACCCCAGAGCGGGGUAGCUGGCUCAUGCCACAUCCAUCCGAGCCCCUAGGCUAUAGACCUAUGUAUGUAAAUAUUGAUAAUUUUAUCAUCUAACAGAUGUAUACAGAAAAAAAGACACCGAUUCAGAAUCGAUUUAUGCAGAUGCGAUAAUCAUAUAAAUAUAUAUUUAACUGCUGCGGCAAAAGUUGAGCUAAUCCUAAGUGUAAAUACCAUCCAUUAAAUACGAUUUUAUAUAAUCUUUUUUACUCAAAAACUAAGCAGAAAAAUAAAAAUCUAAUUUAUACCA
Molecule: messenger RNA, 6525 nt
Organism: Drosophila pseudoobscura
Lineage: Eukaryota; Metazoa; Arthropoda; Insecta; Diptera; Drosophilidae
Gene: Psc
Product: Posterior sex combs
Exons: 5
Coding region: 1032-5963 (1643 amino acids)
Biological process (GO): negative regulation of transcription by RNA polymerase II
Cellular component (GO): PRC1 complex
Molecular function (GO): promoter-specific chromatin binding; metal ion binding
Source: RefSeq, a predicted model, not a curated record